AUGACGCCACCAGGAAAGUGGGCUGGGCUUCGGGCCAGCAAUGCCUCUAUCCCCGCCCGUGCAGGCCCCUCGUUCCAUCGCUCGAGCCAGCAUCAUGGCACAGCCACCGAUUGCUUCACCUGCUUGACUAUCGAGCUAGUCGACACAAUGACAGCCCCUCCAGCCGAACGACCUCUGUUUCUCGCCGCCCAUCACACGCCAUUUGCCUAUCCUUCGCCAGCCUCAACUGUAGCUUCCGAUACGAGCUUGCCCUGGAGCUCCAUGUCGCCUCAUCAUGAACCCAUUGUCGCACAUCCACGAACCUCAACCAAGAGUCUUUCACCAACGGAACCGUCAUCACGCAAUGAAGAUUUCCGUUGGAUUACCGCCAACACUCCUGAUGGAUUCAAAAAGAAAGAGGUCAUGCAUGAGGUUCGCCAAGGAGCCAUGCUCAGUUUCUUAAAGAAAGAGAAGACAUCGGACGACGCUUCUAGGGCAGGCAGUGAAGUUUCGGACAGGUCGAGUUUUGAAGGUCGAGGUGCCUCCAAAUCGCGUUCCGGUGCAACGUCCAAAAGAAAAAGCAGCAGCGGGAAUAAGCAAAACUCGCACACCAAAUCUCCGAAGCCAAUCAAAAGCACCCAAGAGGCUCCGCGUCCUGAUACCCAGGUAGUGCGGGCAGGACCUCGCCAGUCUACUCUGCCGCAAGGACCUAUCGUCGUUCCUGUUAGGACAGACCAAGUAUACCCAUUCGACAUCUUUCCAAUGCCUCCUUUAGUAUCGAUUGGCGAGAACAUUGAUCCCUUCCGAACCAUGUUCCAGUCCGCCCAUCCCAACGUAUCAGUCACAGUACUGAAGCACCACUGCAGCAGAUAUUUCGGUACUGAGGGUUUAGGCAAACACUGGAUCCCCGCAUGCCUUGAACACCCGCACACAUUCCUCAGCACUUUGUAUAUGGCUUCCGCACACCACGACGUGAUCCAACGAAGUGAAGUGGAGAGCAUAGAGACUGCAGCAUUGCGGAACGAUGUCAUUAUUCUCGUGAGUGGGAAUUUGACUAAUGGCGCGGAGAGCGUGGCUGAUCACAAUAUCAUUGCGGUCAGCCAGCUCAUACUGGGUGAAGUGAUUGGCCGCAACGAAGGUUCCUUGUCGUACCACCAAGGCGGCAUUGAAACUAUGAUCAAACAGCGCGGUGGCCUAGAGUACCUGGGCAUGGACGGUAUGAUAGCCUCCGCAGUCUCGUGGGCACAUCUGGCGACCUCUGUCCUGCGGGAAAUGAGGCCAAAUCCCAUGUAUGUCAGGUACUGCGCCAGCAGGUCGUCCAAAAAAUACCCGCUCAACGUUGCCAUACCGGAGUCGCCACUCUAUUAUCCCCACGGCAAGUACGUGACACUAGAGAGGUCAACAGAAUGCAACUCGGACGCACAAAAGCUUCUGAAUGAAAUAAGAACGAUGAUUGAUGAAUUCAUCCACGAGUCAAGGCAAAGUCGGCGGAACGUGGAGAGGCUUACGAGUCUAUACGAUCGAAUAGCAUUUUGCCCACCUGUACAAGAACUUCGCAAGAACCAAGUCUUAAAAUCCGAGGACUGGAAGUACGAGGCCAUUCGAAUUACGGCUGUUGUCCAAGCAAAUGCCAUUUUCCAUCGGAUAACCCUGUCCUCCGCACUCACCAAUUUGCAAUCGUCAGGAAUGCCAUCCACACUCUACAGGACAUCAGCAGCCUCUCAGUCCAACGAAUCUCUCUUUUCGACCUUUGAUCCCCACUACUCAACACCAUUAACAGACUACUCAGUCAGCCCAUCCUACAGCACCUACAGCACUGCAAACACGACAGCUUCACAACCCGGCUUCCCAUUUCACCACUACCGCCCCUCAGCCUCAUCAACAUACUCGCACCGCCUCUCCACCUCUUCAACGUUCUCCCAACGCCCUUCCGUCUCCUCCCUCCAUUCAGGCUCCUCCGACGUCUUCCUCUUCCCCCGACCCACCACCACAAUCGCACAACCUAGCACUCGACCCGCCACCAACAUCCUCAACGACCUCAAAGAAGCUCUUGAAAGAUCAAACCUCUCCGAGUGCUGGUCGGAUAUGGCCGGCGUUCUCCUCUGGAUCGGUCUUGUCAUGGGCGCCGCGAGCAACAAGCACGAUAACAAGGUCCUGCGCCGUUACUUCUCUGCCACAACAAUGCGCACCUGUAUCAUGUUGUGCUUUGAGCAUCCCGAGGGUAUGCAUGCUAUCAUGCUGAGGAUGAGCGAGGUCGUCAAGGCGCUGGGUCAAAGUGGUACUGAUGAUGCGCAGUUUGCGGUUGCGGAUACCACGGGUGAUUGUGAGAGCGCGAAGAGGAAACGCCCGAGGGCGUAG
Molecule: messenger RNA, 2337 nt
Organism: Pyrenophora tritici-repentis Pt-1C-BFP
Lineage: Eukaryota; Fungi; Ascomycota; Dothideomycetes; Pleosporales; Pleosporaceae
Product: Atrophin-1 multi-domain protein
Source: RefSeq, a predicted model, not a curated record